AUGCUGCGGCGAUUGGACGACGCGCUCGCGGAUUUGAUCGAGCUCGCGCGGCCGUUCGCGCCGCGGCGGUCGGACCACCGCGCGUCGCCGCUGGGCGCCUUCGACGAGGAGGCGCUGCCGAGGGCGGCGCCGGUCGUCGACGUCGAGUUCGCGGACGUCACGGUCGUGUUGCCCGGCGGCCGCGUCGCCGUCGACGGCGCGACCGGCGCGUUCCGCGCGGGCCGCGUCACGGCGAUCCUGGGGCCGUCGGGCGCGGGCAAGUCGACGCUCCUCGACCUCGUCGUCGGCCGCGUGCCCGCGGCCGGCGCGGCCGUGGCCGGCGGCGUCGCCCUGAACGGCCUGGCGCCGCGCGACGUGUCGCCCGCGCUCGUCGGCGCCGUGCCCCAGGACGAGCACUCGCUCCUGGGCUGGCUCACGGUGCGCGAGCUCGUGCGCUUCUACGCGGCGAUCCGCGAGCGCCGCGAGCGCGUGCCCGCGGGCGAGUCGCGCGCCGCGGCCGCGCGGCGCCGCGAGCGGCGCGUCGCGCUCGUGCUCCGCGAGCUCGGCCUCUACGGCGAGCGCGACGCCUACGUCGGCGUCGCCGGCGACGCGCGGCGCCGGGGCCUGAGCGGCGGCCAGCGGAAGCGCGCGUCCGUCGCCGUGGAGCUCGUCGCGGACCCGUCCGUCCUCGUCCUCGACGAGCCGACGUCCGGUUUGGACGCGUCGACGGCCGACGCGGUGCUGUUGGCGCUGAAGAACGCGGCGGCGCGGGGCGUCUGCGUCGCCGCCGUGCUCCACCAGCCCAGCGCGCGCAUGUGGCGCUCGGUCGACGACGCGAUCAUCUUCGCGGCCGCGGGGCGCGUCGCGUACGUCGGCGCGGCGGCCGCGGCGGCGGCCGCGUUC
Aureococcus anophagefferens is the source of this 882-nucleotide messenger RNA. It is a transcript of the gene ABC10, whose product is annotated as putative ABC transporter. NCBI's taxonomy places the organism in Eukaryota, Pelagophyceae, Pelagomonadales, Pelagomonadaceae. The annotation marks the transcript as partial. The record is from RefSeq and is a predicted model, not a curated record. Gene Ontology annotation, molecular function: ATP hydrolysis activity; ATP binding. The transcript has a single exon.